CGCUGCGCUCGCGCCCGCUCUCGGCCGCGGCCAGGUCCCUAUUGGCUACAGUUUCUCCUCCCCGUCAGUCCUCCGCUGAUUGGACGGACGGCUUCUCCCCCCCCCCCUCCCCGGUUUCGUUCCUCUCCCUCCGCGGCACCGACAGCAUGAGAGCGGCGUGCGGCGCGAGAGACGCCGCGCGGCGCGGAUAGAAGCGGAGAGGACGGAGCUGAGAGAGACCCGGGACAAGUUAUUGGAACAGAGGAAGCCGGGAGCGCUGGCGCGGGUAGGUGUUUGGAGAAGAGCGGACCACUGGGUGUGUGUUUGAGUGAUGGUGUGAAUAGACAGCGGACAUGCCGCGUCAGAUGACAGCCAGCAGGGUCAGAUGAUCUCUCUUGCAAACUGGACUAAAAUAUCCUCAGAAGUUUCCAGCAGAACCAGACAUGGACACACAGCCUCACUUCUGCUUCCGGCUCUAAUGAUGCAACAACAGAAAAUUGAGGAGCUUUCUCCGAGCUGCAAUGGGAGUCUGUGAAGCUACAGAUUUAAGGCGCCUCCUUAGUACUCCUUCUCAGUCACAACACCAGCAGUAGUCAGUAGAGGAACCAUUAUCUGAAAUUAAUGUCAGCGGUGUUGCGGAGGCAGCCAGACGCUGCGCCGCCAGCUCUAACGCUACUCAUGGAGAUGUGGCCUCAACUUUUCCAACACUACCGCCGCCGCUGCUGAUGAUGCCAGCCCAGGGAACAGUGAUGCCUUCUAAGGUCUCCUGCUUGUACUUGCUGACGGUGGUAUGCUGGGCCAGCGCUCUGUGGUACCUGAGCGGCUCCCGCCCUUCCUCUUCCUACGUGGGCCAAGUUUCUAUCCCGAUGCGCAAGGCCCCCAAAGUGAGCAAGAACUCCACGUUCAGCAACAUCCGCACGCGCUCUCUCAACCCGCAUGACUUCGGCUACCUCAUCAACGAGGCCAAGAAGUGCGAGGCCGAGCCGCCUUUCCUCGUCAUCCUGAUCAGCACCACCCACAAGGAGUUCAACGCCCGCCAGGCCAUCAGGGAGACAUGGGGCGACGAGACAACGUUUCCGGAUGUGCGCGUGGUCACGCUCUUCCUACUGGGCCGGAGCAUAGACACUGUCCUCAACCAGAUGGUGGAGCAGGAGAGUCAGAUAUUUCAUGACAUAGUCGUGGAGGAUUUUAUUGACUCGUACCACAACCUGACGCUUAAAACGCUGAUGGGCAUGCGCUGGGUGGCCACAUUCUGCCCUAAGUCUCAAUACGUUCUCAAAACAGACAGCGACAUCUUUGUCAACAUGGAGAACCUCAUCUAUAACCUCCUUAAGCCCACCACCAAGCCAAGGCGGAGGUAUUUUACAGGCUAUGUCAUCAACGGUGGGCCAAUCAGAGACAUGCGCAGCAAGUGGUACAUGCCAAGGGAUCUCUACCCAGAAAGCAAAUACCCACCGUUCUGCUCUGGCACAGGAUACGUCUUCUCUGCAGACGUAGCUGAGCUCAUAUACAAGACCUCCUUACACACCAGGCUGCUGCAUCUGGAAGACGUGUACGUUGGCGUGUGCCUCCGCAAGUUAGGCAUCCACCCUUUCCAGAACAGCGGCUUCAACCACUGGAAGAUGGCGUACAGUCUCUGCCGCUACCGCCGGGUGGUCACCGUCCACCAGAUCUCCCCAGAAGAGAUGCACCGCAUCUGGAACGACAUGACCAGCAAGAAACACUUGAAAUGUUAGCAGACUGAUCCGUCCUCCAGAGAUGCUUUCAGGGGCUUUGUUCUGCUUUCCUGUGCAAGACCAAAGCAAACUCCUCUGGAUUAACCCGUUCACUCAAACUCCAAGGAGGGGCCGAGAGAGGAACGUGCAGAACCCUCCCGUGGAUACUUGUCCACGCCAGCAGUGGAAGGAUUUUUACAUGACAGGGAAGCAUAAACAUGUGUUUAAGCUUCUCAUUUAUACAAGACACAGACUGUCCCCAAUUAUCAGGAGUGCAGAUGAGAGAAAAGCUGACAGACGCUCUGCUCGGCUCAGUUGCAAGCUCUGAUUUUUGAAUGUUCCUCAUGUAUUUGUUGUAUUUUCUGAUCAAGGUGUUAUUCUGGAUAUCCGAUACUACAGCAGUCAUUGUGAGGACUAUUGUGGAUCUACAAUGUGAUGAGUUGAUGUUGAACGCAGUAGUGUUUAUGAGAGAACAUCAAUGUUUUGCACAGACGUUUUGUUUUUUUAAAAGAUUUAAAGAAUAUCAGAUCAGAGUGAAAACAUGGCUGCUAGCAUUCCCAGGUGAAUGUUAACCUCUGAUGUGUGCAGUGCAGUAUUUUGUCUCUAGCAGCGCUGUGAGCAGGCUGCAAACGGCGGCAUUUUCUAUUACUUGAACAAAGAGAGCAGGAGAAGUAUAUACUGAGAACAGAUCUUACUGUUUUUGAGUGCUUUUUCGUUCUUUUUCCAUUACUUGAGAUUAAAUAAACCUGUUUCAUACAA
Molecule: messenger RNA, 2453 nt
Organism: Xiphophorus hellerii (green swordtail)
Lineage: Eukaryota; Metazoa; Chordata; Actinopteri; Cyprinodontiformes; Poeciliidae
Product: beta-1,3-galactosyltransferase 1-like
Exons: 4
Coding region: 705-1715 (336 amino acids)
Biological process (GO): protein O-linked glycosylation
Cellular component (GO): Golgi membrane
Molecular function (GO): N-acetyl-beta-D-glucosaminide beta-(1,3)-galactosyltransferase activity
Source: RefSeq, a predicted model, not a curated record